AUGGACACCCGAAUCCUGAAAAAGAAAUUCACCACCUCCGUACUCCUCAGCGCACUUUGCAUAGCACUCCUAUACCUUUUCCUGGACUACCCAUGGGCCGCCCUCUACGUUCACGUGGAGCGUCAUCCUGGCCUGACCGAAGAUGACAUCCGUAUGUUCUCCCGAAACGCCAUCAACAACACUCUAGUCAUCAUCCCUUCAAAUCAUGGAAUGCUGCACUGGGUCGAGAAUCUCCUUUGCUCGUUGGAACCUACCGACUUCGAUGCGAGCAUGAUUGUGUUCUGGGCUUUGGACGAGAAUACGAAAGUAUACAUGACAGACAGGAACCGUACGGCAUAUCACAACCCGGCGUUCUUUGCGACGAGCGCGAAUGAGAACCGACAUGGUGAUACUGCUGCGUAUAAGCGCAUGAUGCUUGAGAGGCCGAAGUUUUACAUUGACGUCUUGUCGGCUGGGUUCAACAUUCUGAUGCUGGACGCAGACACGAUAUACUGGCAGUCGCCACUUUCAAUCCUUCCGGACGUGAGCGAGAGUGUCGAUGUUGUGUACAGUACAGAUUCGAGGGAGUUCUAUCAGGAUCAUAAUGCUUUUCAGGAUGCACGACGGAGAGGACCAUACGUGCCGCCUAUCUGCAAUGGAAUCUUCUGGAUGAGGAGCUCUGUCAGAACGAUCGCGCUUUGGACUGAAAUGCUUCAGAUCUUUGACCGAUCUUGGCUCUGGCGGCCGAAGGGGUUUCGCGAUGAUCAGCGCGGGAUGGAUGUCUUGCUGAACGAUGGCAGGGGACAAGUCGUGCCACCCUAUCCUGAUGGAGUCGACAGCAGCAUUGUGCCGACAAGUCCUAAUGCCAAAUCUGAGCUGGGUGUGAAAGUUCAAUUGCUGGAUCAGACGCAGGUGGUGAAUGGACAUUUGCUCAUGAACCGCAACGUAGUGUACAUGGAGAAUCUGGCGAAUCUGAGAGAGUCGAGAAGGGAUAGGAUUGCUGCCCAUUUCAACUGGUGGACGGAAGAGCUUAGCAAAGAAGAAGGCGCGGAACGACUGGGCUUGUAUUUGCUAGAUGAGAAUGGUCGAUGUAGAAAGCGUGAAUAA
Molecule: messenger RNA, 1086 nt
Organism: Fulvia fulva
Lineage: Eukaryota; Fungi; Ascomycota; Dothideomycetes; Mycosphaerellales; Mycosphaerellaceae
Exons: 1
Coding region: 1-1086 (361 amino acids)
Cellular component (GO): Golgi apparatus
Molecular function (GO): glycosyltransferase activity
Source: RefSeq, a predicted model, not a curated record